Suillus subaureus is the source of this 1738-nucleotide messenger RNA. RefSeq lists its product as uncharacterized. The coding region runs from base 176 to 1567 and encodes 463 amino acids. NCBI's taxonomy places the organism in Eukaryota, Fungi, Basidiomycota, Agaricomycetes, Boletales, Suillaceae. The transcript has 2 exons. The record is from RefSeq and is a predicted model, not a curated record.
CUGGUGGUACCAGUGGAAUAUGGUGAUAUCUGCCAAUGGCUGAAUUGCCGUUGAUGGGACACGUAAUUACGCGGGAGGUUCUGACUGUGCAGGCCCUCGCUUCUUGUCACAGAACUGGGCGUACAAAACAUGAAGUAGACAUGAAGUAGUAGGCUAGUCAUUGACCACCAACUCGAUGCAUAGAAGGGUUGCCCAAACAGCCGCUGCAGUAUUGCCUCACAGUGCAAGUCUUGAAUAUCCAUGGGAUCCAGACUGGGCCCAGCCGGUUGUUGAAGGGCCUGCGACCAACGCUUAUGCCGACAUUGGCUUUGCACCCAUGAACUCACCAGCUGAAAGUAUCAUUGCCAGUCCUAAUCCACAGGAGGAGAACGUUAACGAUGAAGACGACGAUGUUGAGUGGGAGCUUCAAAAUAAUGGAUUGUAUAUUGGUUCAUACUCUCGACUUCUCUUGUUGAAUGCAUUCGUUCCAAUUUUCGCAAUAGUGAUAUUCUCUGUCCUAGCACUCCUACCAGACUUGGCUUGGCCCAUAGCAGAUUUUCCUUCUCCAUACCCAUCAUCUUUCCCCUUCCCAUUACCUGAAAUACUCAUCUCUAGUGCAUUCUUCAGUCUCGCCCAUCUCCUCCGCGUCCCCCUCUUUUCACUCGCUUCCCUCCUACUCCCUUCAGAAUCCGCUUGUCUCGCAAGCACAUUCAUCCAUGUCCUCAUCACAAAUGGCCUUCGUCUCGCAGCCCUUGUGGUUCUCCAAGUCAGGCACACAAUGGAUUAUCCCGCCCCUACUUGCCAGGACCCUGCUUUCCGCACUGUAUGGUGGCUUUCCCUCAACUUUGCAGAGGUGCUCGCUGCUAUUGUACAGGGGUAUGAACAGCUUGCUCUUUACCGCGAUGUCAUGGUCCCAGAAGGAAGAGAAACCGAAUUCCUCGAACGUCUAAAAUCAGGGUCUCUCGACGAACCCGAACCAACACUCGAAAACCCUCAUUCCCCACAACAGCAACACGAGGCUUUUGAAAACGGACUAGAAGACGGAGAAGCUCGAAGCGUCGAAUCGCGUAUAGAUCGUGGGUUAGAGAAGUUACUUGUAAUAAAGAUGAGAGAUGAGCUGGAGGAGGUUUAUGGAGUUCCUGUCAUCGUGCGUACCCUCAGCGUCUCUAAUCGACUCUCUAAUCACGUCACACAGAAAAUCCCAGUCUUCAUAUCCUGUCUCCAACGCUUCAACUCCAUCUUUCUCUCCACAGGCCUCACCCUCCUCCUCAGCGCAGCAUACCUCCGCUCCCCCCUCUCCCUCCCCCUCUCAGACGUAUCCGACCGACUGUCAUCCCUCCCUGUAACAGUCCAACUCAAAGGUUUCCUUUACUCCUAUGCGGGUUCACACGUGCAGUCCUACGACAGCUCAUACAUCCCAUUCAUCAUAACCACCCCCCUCGUCCUCCUCCUCCACGCAAGCCUUGCAGCGCUGCACACACCAACCCUCCUACCACGCGUAGGCGUGCAUACCGCUGCCUAUGCCGGCGUGUUGGUCGGUAUCAUGACCUUUUUCGCGGGGUUGGCUGUUUGGGGAGCGUUGUCAUAGGGCCGAGCGACCUAGUAUCCACGUUUCCUUUGAUUGAUACGUACUGUUUCAGGGUUAGGCAUAUAUAUAUAUGAGCACGGAUAUCCUUGUUGUCGUUGCUGUGUUGCAUGCUGUCCUAUGCUAUCUACUGGAAUGUAGUAUGGUAUUUAUUGACACGUUCCGAGCCUUUUG